AUGGGUGACGUUAUUGGUACAAAAGUUGCUAUUCCUGGAGCAUCAGGGGCUGGUAUAAUUAGAUAUGUUGGUCAAAUCCAAGGAAAAAUAGGUACAUUUGCCGGAGUCGAACUUUUGGGGACAUUGGCAACCACGCGAGGGAAAAAUUCAGGGUCAGUAGACGGCAUCCAGUAUUUUCAAGUGGAAAUACCCAAGAGCGGGCUUUUUCUUCCCUACGAAAGAUUGAAAUCUGUGAAUCCCAUUUUGGCAAAUACCGGAUUAUCUUCCAAAGCGCCAUUGACACCUGCAAAUAAUAGAACAUACCAGAAUGUCAGGAAUAGCAUGAUUAACGAAAACCUUGCAAAGUCUGAAGAUCUUACCAUAAAGUAUGAAUCAGAAAUAGCCGAGUUACAAAGAGCGCUAAGAGAAAAGGAGAAGCGGUUGGAAAAUUUUAACAACCAGCGAGAGGAAUGGCGUGCUGCAAUGGACGAACUAGUGGCCGUACAACAAGAAGGGAUUCAAGUGUACGAAGAUAGAAUAGAAGAAUUGGAAAACGAAAACAAAGUUCAGCAGGAAAAGCUCGAUAAUGCCAAUGCUUCGGUUACGGCGGCAAACUCCAAAAUCAAGGAACUCGAACAAACCAUAGAAAACUUGUUGAGUGAAAAAGUAAAUGAUGUCCAAAUCAGUGAUACCCGUAAAGAAAUUGAAAAGUUGAAACAUGAACUAGAAUCAAGACCGCGAUUAGCAGACCUCGAGGAGUUGCAAAAUUCGUUGGACGAGCUAGAGUCUAUAUAUCAAGAACGAUUGAAUGAAAAGGAUGCUAUUAUUACCAAGCUUCAGGUGGAAAGGGAUCAUCUAUCCCAUGAAUUAUAUAGCACGCCCGUGGUUCAACAGAGCACAGCCGACGAUUCGCCCCAGGAAUUACCUAUUUAUAAAGCCGCAAAACCAACUGACCCUAGCCAAGGCAAAAAUGAUUGGUGCGGAUUGUGUGAAAGAGAUGGCCAUAGCAGUAUUAAUUGUCCAUAUGAAAAUGAUAUAUUUUAA
Messenger RNA from Candida dubliniensis CD36, 1023 nucleotides. RefSeq lists its product as uncharacterized. The coding region runs from base 1 to 1023 and encodes 340 amino acids. The transcript has a single exon. The record is from RefSeq and is a predicted model, not a curated record. NCBI's taxonomy places the organism in Eukaryota, Fungi, Ascomycota, Pichiomycetes, Serinales, Debaryomycetaceae.